AUCAUACCUACAACUAGUCACAUAUGUAUGUAUAUAUAUAUUUGUACAUAGCAAUUGAAAUUUCUGCAGUCCGUUACUGCCCUCGGCUCAGUCGCAGACUCAUAGUUUACCAGCAAACGUCGUCACCUGACACGCUGUCUGGCCUGACACAAUAUCAACUUAUGUUAUAUAUAUACUUCACAUGUUUUGGGUUAUACCUUGUGUUUAAUAAUAAUAUAUAGCAGUAAAAAGUAAGUAGUGUGUCUGGUUUACGUAAUUGUCUGUACGCGGUAUUAAAAUACGUGUAUCAUUUUAUUUAAAAAUUAUUUCAUUGGACAACCGCAAAAAUAUGAUAUGAUAUGAUAUGAUAUGAGUAAAUGUAUAACUAUCAUUCAACACAAAUUCAUGUUUCUGUGUCAAUCGACAGCGACAACGCUUAUCUUCUCAUCACAUAUAAAAUGAUUGCUACAGUGUCUAUGUAAUUUAGUUUAAAGUCAUUAAGAUAAAAUUCAUUUGAGUAAAAUGACUUGAUAGCUCAACAGUAUUACGGCCUAAAUAUUUUAUGGGAACAACAACAAAUAAAACGUUGAAGACUUUUGCUAGCACGAGACUCUAUUUAUUGUCACAAGAUAAAUCAUGCGAAGGAAUUCUUGGAUUUAUGACAAACAAUAAUGUAUACCCAAGUUUUGUGUGUUUAAUAAUAAAUUUUAAAUACAUAUGUACAGAUAGAUAUAAGUAUUGUACGUCGUAUCGAAGAAUACUUGGGCGACAGGUAGCAAGUAGGGCGAUGAAAAGAGUAAAAAGUGCCAGAUAUAAACUGAGCUUCUUCAAGAGAAGAGUCAUUGUGCAACAAUUUGAUCUUUAUAUGUGUGAUUGUUAUCAUAAAUAAUUAGCGGAGACAAGAAAUAAUCAUACAUUUAAAGGAUACUCAGUUGUUACCGUCAGUCUUAAGACAUCUGUUUGUUUACGUUUCCGAGAUACAAUACGAGAAUAGAUAAAAAUAAUAAAACCAGUAUUACUACAUUUAUCAGACAAUUCAAAUGUAUUAUAUAUGUAUGUAUAUCAAAGGAAUAUAAUUUAUAAGUUUUAAAAAUAUAACGAUUAAAAUUUUACAAGCAUCGAUGAUUCAAGUUACCUUGCAGAGUAAAUUGAUUGAUAGAUAUCAAGUCACGUGUGCGUGCUGAGUGUAAUUGCAUGAUAUGAAUAAAAAAUAAUGGCUGUUGAUAUAUCUUCCAACGGUAGUAAUAUUUAUAUCCAUUAAAAAAAAAUACUUUGUCAAUGGAAAAAUUAUCCUGCAAGUUCUUACCAAUGAGGAAAUGAAUUUUUAAUUAAUAAGUUGUUAUAAUAUUUAAUUACAAGAAUUUAUUUAUAUUUAUUGAUUAUUGAUAAAUUAAUAUUGUGAUAUUUAAAUUAUAUGAAGACAAUAAAUGUCAAUAUUACAACAUAAUCAUAGUGAAAAAAGAUAAGAAUCGAUAUUGAUUAUUGAUUUUAUAAAUUUUAUUAAAGUUACGAAGCUUUUUUUAAUUCAAAAAUGACAGUGACUUAUACAGCUGAAGUCGCUACAUGUAGAGGCCUAGGAUGCUUUCUUAAACUUUUACUCAGAUGGCGAGCUAGUAUUUACAAACUUGUUUACAUAGAUCUCUUGCUUUUUCUGAUAAUAUAUUAUACGCUAUCAAUAAUUUAUCGAUUCGCACUUAAUGAAGAUGGAAAGAGGAAAUUUGAAUCAGUGGUUGCAUAUUGCAAUGAAUACAGUGAUCUCAUACCAUUGUCAUUUAUACUUGGUUUUUAUGUGAGUAUUGUCAUGACCAGAUGGUGGAAUCAGUAUACAGCAAUUCCGUGGCCUGACUCAAUUGCUGUCUUUGUAUCGGCUACCAUUCACGGUAACGAUGAAAGAGGAAGACUUAUGAGACGUACAAUUGUCAGGUAUGUGUGCGUAUGUCUGACUCUAGUCCUUUCAAAUAUAUCACCGAGAGUUAAAAAACGUUUUCCAACACUUGAUCACUUUGUCGACGCUGGUCUUUUGUUGGAAAACGAGCUCACGAUAUUUCAAAGUUUGAAUAUGAAAUUUCCCAAGCCGAGCAAACACUGGCUUCCGAUAGUAUGGGCUUCGAGUAUCGUGACACGAGCAAGAAAGGAAGGACGUAUUCGUGAUGACUUUGCUGUUAAAACGCUUAUUGAUGAAUUAAAUAAAUUCCGUGGCAAUUGCGGAAGUUUGAUUCAUUAUGAUACUAUUUCAGUGCCGCUUGUUUACACGCAAGUAGUUACAAUUGCCGUUUAUUCGUAUUUUCUAACAACUGUAAUGGGCCGUCAGUGGGUUGAAUCCGCAAAUUCAAAACAGAAGCUGUCAAAUAUUUCAAAUAUUGAUCUCUAUUUUCCAUUUUUCACAACAUUACAAUUUUUUUUCUACAUGGGCUGGCUCAAAGUCGCGGAGACUUUGAUAAAUCCAUUUGGCGAAGACGAUGAUGAUUUCGAGGUCAACUGGAUAGUCGAUAGAAAUCUACAAGUUAGUUAUUUAAUUGUCGAUGAAAUGCAUCAUGACCAUCCGGAACUGAUUCGUGACCAGUAUUGGGACGAAGUAUUUCCUACCGAAUUGCCUUAUACAGCAGCAGCUGAACCGUUCCGUGAGGAACAUCCGGUACCAUCAACCGCUGGUAUUCAACUAUCAGCAGCUCAACAAGAAUUACAACCGUCCUCAGUACGAAUUGAUGAAAUGAACCCACCCUCUGAUUUACCCUACACUAAAUUCCGUACUGAUGUAGCAGAUGAUGCUGUGUCAGGAAUACAUUUUAUGUCUGACGGAAAAAUAUCUAGGAGUGCCAGCAGAGUCAGUUCACGUGACCGUACUUUUAAUGGUGGCGGCUCAACGCCAAGUAAUAUCGGGGGUUCGUUGACUCGAGUCAACAGCGUAACCAGUAUUUUACGGAGAUUAUUUAGUAAAGAAGACAGACCAGACGGUGGAAAUAAAACACCCGGUAGAAUUCCAAAUUCAAGUUCAUCUGCUUCAUUGCAAAAUCGUGUAAGCGGCGCAGGUGCUGGAGGUUCCACGAGAAUUGGAGUCAUUGAAGAAGUCGAUGAACAAAUGACCAUUCAGUCAAUACGUCCCGGAGACCCACGUCCUCAUGUCCAAAGUAUUUUUCCUCAAGGACCACCACCACCUAGUGCUCCUGUUGAUGUUCCGAGUUAUAAAAAUCGUAAUCAUGAUUUAUUGUCAAUUAGCGCACCUGUCGGCGGUGCAAGAGCUCAUUACACUAGACCUCAAGUCUCAGUGAACAAUUCAAUUGGAUCACGAGUAGGAGGUAGUCCUGCUUCAGACAUCCAGAUUGAUAAUCCAGAAGGAAAUCUAGAAGAACAACAGCAGGAUAAUAUAAGUUUACGUUCAUUGUCCUCGUCGCAGGGUAGUCAAAAUUUUUCAAACUCCGACGAUGACUUUACGAGACUUAAAACCGAACGAAUUAAACAGCGUAGAGACAAGGCUAUGAGAAAACUUGUAAAAAGUAUUGGUAGCAGUAGACAAGCAAUUGCAGGCUCAAAUGCUAGAUCUUCUUUAGAACUUGAUGGCGAGACAUUACUACUAACAGAAUUAGCUGAGGCUUCGAAAAUCGCGUUUAGUUCUUCGUCUAGUAAACCCGAAAAUGUCUGAGCUAUUAAGUUUUAUCACAGACAAUCUAUCGUACUAGAUAAAUAGAUAAUUAAUUAAAAUUUUACAACUCUUUAUACGAAAGCAAUUUAGGAAAAUUAUAUUUAUACAUAUUGAAAGCACAAAUAUUUAUUUUUUCAUAGACUUUUUGGAUUGUUAUUAUUUUCUGUUAUUUUUUAGCCGUUUAAUAGAAUAUUUUUUAAAACGAUAACCGGUUAAAUAGUACGCGCAGAAAAACUUAUGUUAUUAAAGCUGUCACUAUUGUUACGUACGUUAUCAGUGGCCUUUUUUUUUUUAAGACACGUAGUAUAAUAGUAAUGAUAAUAUUAAUUAAUUAAUUAUACUUAAUUAAUUUAAAUACGCUGUAAAAAAUUGGGAGUCAAUUAGGAGUGAUAAGAAUUUUAUUUAAAUCCGCAUUCACUCUGAUACGGACAUCACAUUAAAAUAAACUCCCUUCCGGAGUGAAUUCUACUCCGGGUUCAUUUCGCAAUUUUUUUACAGUGUAAUUAUUAUAUAUUUAAUUUUAUAUAUUGGAUAAUUUUUGAAAUUUGUUUAUAAACUUAAAAAUUUUUAAUUUAUCGUAGAAAUAAAUCUCGACUCGUAUUAAUUAAUAGUAAGAAAAAAAAAUUAAUAAAUUGUUAAUUAUUUGGUUAAUAGGAAGAAAAAGUUGAAUGAAUUUAGUAAUUGUCUUCAUGAAUUAUUUUAAGUCUUUCAAAUGUAAUAACAUUCCAAAAGACCGAGAAAUAAGCUGAUGGUGCUUUUCACAACGAUAGUAUUUUAUUACAUAUAUCACUACACUAGUUAUUUUUAUACUAUCUGUUACAUUUGCUAAAAAAUAUUGUUGUACAAACUCACAUCAAUAUAAGGAUAUUUAUACUACUAUUUUAUUGUGCCUAUUUAUAUUUAAAAUAAAGUACACCAGCAAUAGAAGUGAUUUAAACAAAACUAUCUAAGUGUAAAUAUCAAUAGUUAAAUUUUAAAAUUAUUUAUAAAUUUUUAAACUUUUAAAAAAAUUAUUGUUAAUUUUAUUUAUUUGUACUGUCGUCUUAUUAAUGUCUGUUUAUUUUAUAUUUUUAUUUACAUAACAGCUGUCUUUAAAAGAGGAUUUAUAAUUGUCAAUCUCGAUUAAAAUUAUUUGUUUUAAUUUAUAAAUACAUAUUUAUUUCGUUUACCAU
Molecule: messenger RNA, 4791 nt
Organism: Microplitis mediator
Lineage: Eukaryota; Metazoa; Arthropoda; Insecta; Hymenoptera; Braconidae
Product: bestrophin-4
Exons: 5
Coding region: 1511-3619 (702 amino acids)
Molecular function (GO): chloride channel activity
Source: RefSeq, a predicted model, not a curated record